This is a messenger RNA of Magnolia sinica, 1304 nucleotides long. RefSeq names its product vesicle-associated protein 2-2-like. The transcript has 9 exons. Bases 265 to 1059 code for a protein of 264 amino acids. The record is from RefSeq and is a predicted model, not a curated record. Gene Ontology annotation, cellular component: endoplasmic reticulum membrane; plasma membrane. Gene Ontology annotation, biological process: endoplasmic reticulum membrane organization. NCBI's taxonomy places the organism in Eukaryota, Viridiplantae, Streptophyta, Magnoliopsida, Magnoliales, Magnoliaceae.
AAAAAAAAAACGCUCCUGCUUAAAGCAGACGCACGGCGGGUGCAACUGCCCCCAACGCUCUGCCAACCAUACCAAUCUCUCUCUUCGUCAGACUCCUUUAACGGCCAGACCCAAAGAAAAGAAAAAGAAGAAGAAAACCCUAACUUCAGUUUCUAAAGUUUCCUCUUUCCUCGAUGCAAUAAGGGUUAAGGGAAUUGUAAUUUUGUGACUAUUUGGUCCACUUUUUUUUUUUUUAGUGUUUGGGCCUUUUGGUGAAGGAGAAUCAUGAGUCCAGAGCUUUUGGAAAUUCAACCUCGCGAACUCAGGUUCACGUUUGAACUGAAGAAGCAAUGUUCGUGCUCUGUGCAACUUUCCAAUUCCUUGGACCAGUAUGUUGCUUUCAAGGUUAAAACUACAUCUCCGAAGAAAUAUUGUGUGCGACCCAACACUGGCGUUGUUUUACCGAAGUCAAAGUUUGAGUUCACAGUUACCAUGCAAGCUCAACGGGAAGCUCCACCUGAUAUGCAGUGUAAAGACAAGUUCCUAAUCCAGAGCACAAUCGUUCCUUUUGGUACCACCCCAGAAGAUAUUAAACCAACCCAUUUCACCAAAGAAAACGGCAGAUAUAUUGAAGAGAAUAAGUUGAAGGUGGUCCUAGUAAGCCCGCCUCAUUCUCCGGUAUUGCUGCCUAUUAAUGGAGUUUCAAAGCAGGUGCCAGCUUAUGAAGCUCCGAUUUUGAAGCAGGAGCCUAUUUUGAAAGAUGAACUAUCAAUUGGAGUUGAAAACCUUCCUCCAUCUCAUGUUGUUGUUCCAAAGGAUGUAGAUGUAUCCAAGGAUGUAGAGGAGUUGAACUUAAAGCUAAAUGAGUUGGAAUCACAGCUAAAUGAGGCUGAGAAGACCAUCGCGAGGCUGAGAGAAGAGAGGAGCACAACCAUUCAAGAAAAGGAUAUGUUAAAACAAGAACUAGCAUUGGCAACAAGGAAGAGCGGUGUAAGAAGAGUUCGGGUGGGUUUUCCGUUUCUGUUUGUCUGCUUCAUUGCACUUGUCAGUAUGACACUGGGGUACAAGUUACGCAUGUAGAACUCGUACCAUAGUCCGAGCUUGCGUUUGUUGUUUCAGAAACUAGGGGACAUGGGCCGGAAGUCUGUAAUUAGGAUCUUUGAUAUUAGGAUAGAAAAGAAGGCCCCUUUCCAAAGAUUAGUUUAAGGCAGUCUGAUUGUCUGUUUAUUUUCGGCGACUUUGCACCAGACUCUAACAAGGUGUAUGUAAAGGAACAUACUUUUAUUUGAAUAAAGAGGAAUCAAAAGAUGUAUCUUUUUCACGCA